Culicoides brevitarsis is the source of this 850-nucleotide messenger RNA. Its product is annotated as exosome complex component RRP43-like. Gene Ontology annotation, molecular function: mRNA 3'-UTR AU-rich region binding. Lineage: Eukaryota; Metazoa; Arthropoda; Insecta; Diptera; Ceratopogonidae. Gene Ontology annotation, biological process: U4 snRNA 3'-end processing; nuclear mRNA surveillance; nuclear polyadenylation-dependent rRNA catabolic process. The transcript is spliced from 2 exons. The coding region runs from base 1 to 828 and encodes 275 amino acids. Gene Ontology annotation, cellular component: cytoplasmic exosome (RNase complex); nuclear exosome (RNase complex). The record is from RefSeq and is a predicted model, not a curated record.
AUGAACCAAGACGAACAAUUGUACAAAGAAAUCUAUCCCGUGAAGUAUUUUCGGGACUAUUUACAACACAACAUUCGUCCGGAUGGGAGAAAUCUGCUUGGAUCGCGCCCUUUGCAAUUAAAUGUCAAUUCAAUUACCACAGCGGAUGGUUCAGCAACAGUUAAAUUAGGGAAUACUGUCGUUGUUUGUGGCAUAAAAGCUGAGAUUGCAACUCCAACAGUAACCGAGCCAGAUCAAGGAUAUUUCGUUCCCAACGUCGAAUACACUCCUCUAUGCUCUCCAAAGUAUCGUCCGGGAGCUCCGCCCGAAGACGCGCAAGUUUGUAGUCGCACGUUAUUCGAUAUUUUGACAAAUUCCAACUGCCUCGAUGUCAAAGACCUCAAAAUAAUUUCGGAAAAGUUCGUUUGGACCCUUUAUUGUGACGUCGUUGUCCUGAAUGAUGACGGAUGUGUGCUCGAUGCUGCUGUAAUUGCGGUCGUUGCUGCCCUGAAAAACACAAAAUUGCCAAAAAUCGAUUACGAUUUGAGUACGGAGCAGGCAAGCGCUGAUGAAAAGACAAAAAUUCCCUUAAAAGUGAGUUCUUUGCCCGUCGCCACGUCUUUUAUGAUCUUCGAUGACAAAGUAAUUGCCGAUCCAACCGCAGAAGAAGAGAAAUUAUCAGCAGCUUGUAUCACAGUAGCGAUUUGUAAUUCGGAAUUGAGCUUUUUGUACAAGCCAGGAGGCGAACCCGUCGAACCUGAGAUGCUGGAAAAGUGCAUUAAACAAGCAAAAAGUCGCGAAAAACUCGUUUUGGAGCUCCUAACAAAAGUUUUGAACCAAAAAACGUGAAAUAUAUGCGGAAAUUUAUUAA